Molecule: messenger RNA, 2200 nt
Organism: Saccoglossus kowalevskii
Lineage: Eukaryota; Metazoa; Hemichordata; Enteropneusta; Harrimaniidae
Product: protein FAM91A1-like
Source: RefSeq, a predicted model, not a curated record
GGGAGUUGAUGAUAUUGUUUUGAUCGGUGAAAUAAUUAUUGCUGAAUCGAAACAGCAAGUCCAGCGCUUCGCAUUUUGUCACACUCUAAAUUACUAAACCAAGAUGAAUGCAGACGUAGAAUUUCACAUUCGCCAUAAUUACCCGUGGACCAAAUUACCGGCCAACAUCAAACAGUUGCUAGGAAACUCACAGAAAGAAUAUGAAAAGUCUGUUUAUAACUUCAGUGUGAAGAAUCAGCUGAGAUUCAAAGGAAAUUUAAUACGUCAAGUGAAAAAAGAUGAGAAGAAAUACUAUGAAGGAUUACUGAAGUAUAGCCAGGACCAUCUCAUGUUGUAUCCGUAUCACCUGUCUGAUAUCAUGGUCAAAGGACUACGAGUCACUCCGUUCUCUUAUUACUCUGGCAUGAUGCAUGAUAUUAUGUCAAACGAAAGAAGUUACGAUUCACUGCCGAAUUUUACAGCUGCCGAUUGUUUGCGGUUGUUAUGUAUUGGUAGAAAUCAGUACAUUGAUAUUAUGAAUCAAUGCAGGUCAUCAAAGAAAUUCUUUCGUCGAAAACCGAUACGAGAUUUAUUGCCGUUAAAACCAGUAGAAGAGAUUAACAUAGAGUCGUGGUGGAUAGUGCAGGCUGGGUACAUAACAGAGGAUGACAUCAAGAUGUGCUCCAUUGCUGAGAAGAAUGCUAUUGAUAAAAUAAUUGACAGUGGUCCACAGCUGGCUGGUGACAUGGACUAUACUACUGUACAUAAACUUUAUACAAAAGGAUUAAUUUAUUUAGAAGUUCCCAUGGCUGAUGAUGCUUGUAUAAUUGUACCACCGCUGGAAGGUUUUGUAAUGAAUCGAGUGACAGGUGAUUAUUUUGAAACGUUGCUCUACAAGAUAUUUGUAUCCAUAGAUGAACACACCAAUAUAGCAGAGCUUGCUAAUGUGCUCCAAAUUGACUUACAACUUGUGAAGAACGCAGUCUCUGUUUACUGCAGACUGGGAUUUGCUAAGAAGAAAGGAAACGAUGUGGAUCCCGACAAUUUACAUCCGAGUUGGAAAGAAAAACAGAUGUCAGUGAGAAAACCCAGUCAAGAAGAGCAGAUGUUAAUUGAUUGGACAACUACAAUCAACGAAAGAGUGUCAUCGACAUCGGAUCCAUCAGAAGGCACGCCAGAAACCGCCAGUGUUGAUGAAGCAGUACUGGGUUUAGAGUGUCUGAAUUCCCAUCUGGUUACACUCUCUGGUUACACUCUCUGGCACAACAAAGACAUCACGCUGGAUCCAGAGUUACAUAAUGGUGGUAUGUCUAUAGAUUUACUACGAUGUGAAAGUUUGCUAGGAUUGGACCCAGCCACUUGUAGUAGAGUACUCAAUAAGAAUUAUUUACAGGUGAUUGACUAUAAGCCUGCAUAUAUGGAGUGCCUGACAGGUAGACAGGUGAUUGACUAUAAGCCUGCAUAUGGUGCAUAUUGGCGUAGUCAGGUGAUUGACUAUAAGCCUGCAUAUGGAGUAUUUACAAGAAAUAAUAUGGAAACUCAUCCGGCUAUCAGAAGUCUGGCUAAAAGGUUUGAUUUGAAACAUACAUGUGGCUACGUCACAAUGCUAAAAAGCUGUAAACCAGAUUACGCCAAUAUACAAGCACAACAGGUGGUCGACGAACUUCAAGAUGCAACGAUUGAUCUCGCAGAUGGUGAUGCGAACACUCAUAAACAAUCCCCACCGAGCAACCUAACAGAUGUUACCACGGCAAUGAAGGAGAAACUGACCCUGGAUGUUCAAAGGGACUCAAGUGCCGUUACAGUUGACAGUGUGGAUGAUUGGGUACCGCUAGACUUGUAUUUUGGUAUUCCGUUGUUCGACGACGUGGUCAAUAAAGACGUGUGCCAAAAAAUAGUUGACCAUAAGCUGUGUGAUAAAGAGAGUUUGGCUCACUUAUUACAUUCCAGCAGAAAACUAUCAUUACACUUACUUAAUUUUAUCAACGAGCAGCAGGACACUCCAGUGGUCCGUGAUAACAGUACAGAUCCUACACUGGGACACCCACCUGGCAUGAACCACACCGUGGAGUCAUGUAUACCACUGCCUACUAGAAACCUCUUAUUUUACAAUGGAAAACUCAUGGUCUGGAACACAUGCUGAAACUUUUUAAAAUAUUUAGUAAUCAUUUUAUGUGAGACACUGUUCAUAAACAUUACUGGAGUUAGAUUACAAGGUUAG